GUAGCUUGCCACUGUCUGAUUCAUUCAGUCUGAGUGGAAACCUUGGACAACACACAGGGGAACGAACAGAUCCUGAAACAGAGGUCACAAAUCAAACACGUUGGAUUUGAUAACCUCUGCGUGACAGUCUCCUGCUGCAGACAUGGCGGAAAACACUCCACUGCUGAAAGGAAGAUCAACAUCAUCUGAAUCCAAGAUCAAUGACUCCAAACUGUAUCUGGCUGUCUUCUCGGCCAUCUUGGGGAACUUCAACUUCGGUUACUCCCUGGUUUACCCGUCAUCGGUCCUGCCCCAGCUCCAGGGCCCCGAUGUGGACCCUCGGCUCAGGAUGGGUAAGGAGGAGGCCGCCUGGUUCGGCUCCAUCUACACCCUGGGGGCAGCCGCAGGGGGUCUGGGGGCCAUGCUGCUCAACGACCUGAUUGGACGGAAGCUGAGUAUCAUGGUGUCAGCAGUGCCGUCCACUAUUGGGUACUUGCUGAUGGGAGGAGCUUCGGACAUCUGGAUGCUCCUUUUGGGCCGUUUCCUCACAGGUGUUGCCGGGGGGAUGACGGCAGGAUCAAUACCUGUUUACAUCUCAGAGAUCUCCCAUAAAAAAGUGAGAGGGGCUAUGGGUUCCUGCCCUCAGAUCACCUCUGUGACUGGGGCCCUGGCGCUCUACGCCCUGGGUCUGGUGUUACGGUGGCGGUGGUUGGCGGUGGCGGGGGGGGUCCCGGCUCUGCUGAUGAUUGUGCUUCUGGUAUUCAUGCCCAGCUCCCCCAGGAGGCUCAUCAAACUGGGGAGGGAGCAGCAGGCGGAGAAGGCUCUCCGGUGGCUGAGGGGGGAACACUACGACACACAAGUGGAGAUCAAUGACAUACAGUACAGCAUCAACACACAGGCUAAAGUCACGUGGUCGCAGCUGGCCACACCCGUGUACUACCGGCCAAUCCUCAUCUCAGUGGUGAUGCGUUUCCUGCAGCAGAUGACGGGCAUCACACCCAUCCUGGUCUUCAUGGAGCCCAUCUUUGCCAAAAGCAAAGUCUCCCUGCCUGCCAGGUUUGAUGCCGCCAUUGUUGGAGCGUUCCGCCUCUUCGCUGUUGCCGUGGCAGCCAGUCUGAUGGACAGGGCGGGACGCAAAGCCCUGCUGUACACGUCGAGCCUGUUGAUGAUCCUGUCCAGUCUGGCUCUUACCAUUAACUCCCACAUCACACCAUGCCCUCCAGGCCCCACCCCUCUUAACCUCACUAUCUCCCAUGAUGCCAUUGCAAGCACUUUGGAGGCAAGCCAGCAAACUUCAGCAGGCCUCAUACCUCUCAUCAGCACCAUGGUGUUUAUUCUUGGAUACGCCUUGGGAUGGGGCCCGAUCACAUGGUUGCUAAUGUCGGAGGUGUUGCCGCUGGUAGCCAGGGGCGUGGCUUCAGGUCUGUGUGUGGCUGUCAGCUGGUUGACGGCCUUCGCCAUCAUGCAGGCCUUCGCUCACCUGGUGGAGGACCACAGCCUGUUCGUGCCCUACCUGUGUUUCACCGUGGUGUGUGUGUUCUGCCUGCUGUUCACCGCCGUGUGUGUCCCAGAGACUCGAGGCCGAUCGCUUGAGGAAAUAGAGAAUUAUUUCAGGACAGGAGGGACAUUCACCAUCACCCGGAGUCCUUCCACUGAACAGACGUAGAGAGAGAUACAAAUAUAUAUAUUGUUACCAUGGGAUACCUCUAAGAAAGGGCUAAUUUAGAGGGUUUUUCAUUUAU
Messenger RNA from Notothenia coriiceps (black rockcod), 1721 nucleotides. It is a transcript of the gene slc2a6, whose product is annotated as solute carrier family 2 member 6. Lineage: Eukaryota; Metazoa; Chordata; Actinopteri; Perciformes; Nototheniidae. Gene Ontology annotation, molecular function: transmembrane transporter activity. Gene Ontology annotation, cellular component: membrane. The transcript is spliced from 9 exons. Gene Ontology annotation, biological process: transmembrane transport. The record is from RefSeq and is a predicted model, not a curated record. The coding region runs from base 143 to 1645 and encodes 500 amino acids.